This is a messenger RNA of Lachancea mirantina, 1038 nucleotides long. The record is from the annotation of a GenBank genome assembly. Lineage: Eukaryota; Fungi; Ascomycota; Saccharomycetes; Saccharomycetales; Saccharomycetaceae.
AUGUCAGCUCGCGAACUCAUCAAACGGGCGGGAAAUCAGGCCACAACGGUUAACCCUGCAUAUGGUGUUGAAUAUGCAAUGUCUACCAGAGGUUCAGACUGGUUGUGGGCCGUGUUCUCCAUUUUUGCCGCCCUCACCGUUGUUUAUUCCAUAGUGUUGAUUCACGCAGAGCGGGUCGGCACAGAUAUCAAAAGAAUUGCGGUGGUCGGACCUCUGGCUAUUUCUCUCGUGCUGGCGUUUUCCUACUACACUAUGGCGUCAAAUCUCGGUUGGACUGCCAUCCAGGCCGAGUUCAACCGCCAUUCGUCGGAAUUCCAAGACACCAUCCCUGGUUUCAGGCAAAUUUUCUAUGCCAAAUACGUGGCUUGGUUUCUCACAUGGCCUAUUUUGCUUUACCUGUUGGAACUUACCGCGACCAUCACAACUAGCUUUGCACUCACCAGCGGAGUAGCAACAAAGGUCACCACAACCCGAUCAUGGUCAUUUUCCUACGUCGCGCACACGCUGUCUGUUGAAAUUGGUGCCAGUUUGAUCUUUGUCAUCGCACUGUUAGUGGGCUCCUUGAUUCAUUCUACCUACAAAUGGGGUUACUGGACUUUUGCCGCGUUCGCCCAGUUACUAGUCACUUUUGUCCUAUUUCGGCACUACGUGCGCGACUUGCUCGUGGCACUUCUCGACUUGACCCUGCUCGUAGUCAUCGAAAUCCUGAUUUUACUUUACCUAGUGGCCUGGGCGCUAAGUGACGGAGCAAAUGUCAUUUCCGUUGACGGUGGUCACGUAUUCUUUGGGGUACUUGACCUCUGUCUAUUUGCCAUUCUUCCAGCCAUUUUAUACUUAGGGAUUAAGUCGCCAGGCAGGGUGAGACCAUUUUCCUUUUGGAAGAUUCGGCAUCAUACACAAUAUGACCUCGAAAAGGGCGAAGCUGCCCUUGCCGCCAAUGCUGCAACAAACUCGGAAGACAUUGCGCCAGCCGCCGUUGUCACAGCUGAACCUGUUGUGACUGAAGGUGGUGUCCACGAUCAACCUAUUGUUGCCUGA